ACAUUCAAAUACUUGGGAGCAACUCUUUCCAAAGAUGGAAGCUGCACGGCAGACAUCCGCACCACGACUGCAAAGGCGACAACAGCAGUGGUCAGGCUGGACAAGAAUUAGCGAAGUAACACCAUUGGAUCUACUAUCAUAUACAGACUGUAAAAAUGUCAGAUACUUGCCAUCCUGCUCUACAUUUUGCGAGGCACGAACUUUGCUUCCCAGAUAGGAUAUUGUAUUAUAGAGGCUGAACAAGACGCAGCAAUACCAUCAUGUUUGUUGCUAGAUACUUGACUGUAUAAUAACUCAUAGUUCCCAUCCAUCUUUACGGACGCGAGAUCCUGUUUGCUGAAAAAAUCUAAUCUAGGCAUUCGAGAGUUAAUGUCUAUGAAAACUGUUCCCCAAUCUUCUGCACUGAGUGUGUGCUCGCCACUCUUAGGGGACUCGAGGACCCUCUUCUGACAACAAUCAAGUGGCGCAGGCUGAUCGAGUUUUAGCCGUGUGACCCGGUACGGUGCUCUGUCCAAAAACUUCCUUUAGGGUACUUGGGUACCUUGGAAGAAGGUCGACGCUGAAGUGGACAGCGGAAGGACUGGCUAGUGAAUGUAACAGAGUAGCCUAUUCGUUCACAUGCUCACCGCCGCCCAAGACAGGCCUGAGGAGAGAGCCUUGUCAACCGUUAUUUAUCCAAGUGCCCUCAACGACGAUAGCGACAGAGUAGCCUAACUGGUUACCAGGUAGUAUCAGUCAAAAAGUGAAUAAAUGCUCUUCAAAAUAUUAUUAGCUUAAGACUUAAGUCUUUGACUUCUCCUUUAAGCUGUACUUUCGUAACGGGGAAGCAGACAGUUGAGUGGUUAGAGCACUGGCGUCCAAAACCGGAGGCACGCUGGCUCGAUACCUGUGUGGUGCAACGAACCUCCGCCAGUCGACCCAGCUGUCGGGAAUGGGUACCUGACUUAAUAACGACCUGAAACGGUUAGGGAACGAUGAUUACCUGUCCUUUUUAUUCCACAUCACAAGCAAGUAUUUCAGUUGACUGUGACAAGUACGCAGUUUGCUCAACCCAAGCGCUUAAAUCCUUUUUAUGCUCUCUGGUCUGUGAUUGGAAAAGUAACUUUCUCUUGGAUGAUUGUGUGACAAAGAAUUUGAAUUUCUAAAUUAAAACUUUAGACACAGAACAAUUUGAGUGUGUAUUGAAUGAGCUGUUUAAGCGAAAAAAGCGAAAAAGAACAAUCGAGUUGUGUUCAGCGAUGUGUUAAUGCGCAGCAAAACCUUUUUAUCUAGAAAUAUGCCCCGAGUGUAAUCGAUUCCACAAACGGUUACAUAAUAGCUCAUCUAAAAUGGAAAACUCGUGUUGUAGUGAAUCGGGUGUCAAGAAGUAGGGAAACCUGUUUAACCAGAAUAAUCUCAUUUGGGUCAAUCGAUUCUGAUUUCUCGGAAAGAAUUAAAAUUAUACUUCAAGACAGCAGGCACCACACUCCUGUCAUAUUACCAGAGAAGUUCGUGUUACAGUGCUGUGCUCGUAUCAAGUGUCACAUUAUUACUGCCAUCUGCUACAAAAGUUUACCUCAGGGGGAGACCAGUCACUUCUAUGCGUGCAUUGACUCGUCUUUCCCUUAAAUUCUAGCUGCAACAUUUUCAGGAAAUUUUAAAGAAGCUCAGUGGACUCCCUACGUCUGUUGUCGGGACCAGAGAAUUGCUCAAAAUGUCCAACCCUUCGUCCAGUCAGAAGAACGGAAACUCCAAACGGGACAAUGACAGCGGAAAAGCAGACAACCUCAAAGAACAAGAACCGAACACGAACCUAAAACCGAAGAAGUAUAAAGAAGUUUACAAAGAGCUAAAACAAAACAUCAAGAAAAAGGAGAAAGAUGCUAUUUUCAAACAGGUGGAGGCAAUAAAGGAUGAUGACCUUAUAAUGGACUUCGAAAACCAUGAGAAGGGUGAGGCAAGUCUGCUUCAAAUGGCCGCGAAUUACAACGCAGAUGACGAAGUUAUCAUAAAACUAGCAAAGAAGUUUCCCGGUUUGAUAGCUCUUCAAAGGAAUAACGAGUUCGAGGGUCAGACGGUGCUGCACACCUUCAUCAGCCAGCAGAAAUUAGGGCUAGUUAGAAAAGUGUUAAACAUCAUGAAGACGAAAAAACCUAACGAACUUCCCACAUUGCUGCUAACAAAGGCAAUAGGUCCUCGUUUCGUUGCCACAGUCUUGAUGGGUGAGCUGCCACUCACUGUGGCGGCUUUGACUUUCAACAUGGACAUGGUCAAGCUGUUGUACAAGAACGGGGCCACGCCGCACGCCAGGAACUCCGAAGGCGACACGAUGCUGCACAGCCUGGUGCGAUGGGCGGCUCUCUAUCCAGAGAAACUGGAAGAUGUCGAAAAGAUGAUUAAAAAUCUGCAUAGUUGGCUGGUUCCAGUCGCUCGCUCAGUGUGGUUUGUUGAAAACGAUAAAGGACUGACUCCACUUCGCCUGGCAGCAUCGCUUGCUCAAGCCAUCUUUGCUCAACCUCAUUCUGGACCUGGAUGACGUGUACCGUCGGUUGGACAAGAACGAUGGCGU
This is a messenger RNA of Pomacea canaliculata, 2548 nucleotides long. Its product is annotated as transient receptor potential cation channel subfamily V member 1-like. The transcript has 7 exons. The record is from RefSeq and is a predicted model, not a curated record. Lineage: Eukaryota; Metazoa; Mollusca; Gastropoda; Architaenioglossa; Ampullariidae. Gene Ontology annotation, cellular component: membrane. Gene Ontology annotation, molecular function: protein binding; monoatomic ion channel activity. Bases 1694 to 2515 code for a protein of 273 amino acids. Gene Ontology annotation, biological process: calcium ion import across plasma membrane.